AUGACGGAUGGGCAAGGUGAGGGGGCUACGCAAUUCGCGAGCUCCCAAGGCUGGGAAGCAGCUACUGGAAAAAAUAAACAAAAAAAAAGCAUCGGCAGUGAAUCGCCAUCUAACAAAGCAAAGAAUAAUGAUGUAUCGAAUUAUGGAAAUACGGAAGUGGAGACUCUAACGGACGAAGACAGUUGGAAGGUCAUAGGGUCAUUCUUCAACACCCAUGGACUGGUACACCAACAAAUUGAAAGCUUCAACGAUUUUGUCACUUAUCGCAUGCAAGAAAUGAUCGACCAGCAUCCACCCAUUGAAAUCACGCCGCAGCCACAGUACCACCCAGAGGAUGAACGGGAAAAUAAUGUAAUAUAUAGACUCAAAUUUGGACAAUUGUCACUUAACAAACCUUGUGUAGAAGAAAAGGACGGUGUACUGAAACACAUAUGGCCACAGGAGGCAAGACUUAGGAACCUUACGUACGCAUCGCAAAUUUAUGUAGACAUUGAACAGGAAACAUACCUUAAAGAUGAAGUGACAAACGUUGAAACAUUGCAAGAAAAAAUCACAUAUCCCAGAAUAGGAUUAGGUAGAAUACCAAUGAUGCUCAAAGCAGCAUACUGCUGGACCAAAAGCAUCAGCGAAGAUGAUCUUGCCGGUGUAGGUGAAUGCCCAUUCGAUGAAGGUGGGUAUUUCAUUGUUAACGGGGGAGAAAGAGUUCUGAUCGGGCAAGAAAGGAUGGCUAAUAAUUACAUAUAUAUUUUCAAAAAGAAACAGCCCUCCAAAUACAGCCUAGUAGCCGAGGUCAGGUCACAGCCAGAAUUCUCGCAAGGAACCACGCCAUUCAGCAUCAUGAUGAAAUCAACGCUAGGAGUGGCAGGGAAUAGAUUUAAAUCACAUGGACAACUAGUUGGAUCACUUCCAUAUCUUAAAGCAGACAUACCCAUCGCAAUACUCUUCAGGGCACUCGGAUGCGUGGCAGACAGAGACAUCCUACAGAGAAUAGUAUAUGAUUUCGAAGAUAAACAGAUGCUCACACUCAUGAGACCGUCGCUAGAAGAGUGUGCGGAUUAUUCCACGCAAGAGAUGUGUUUGGACUUCAUAGGGAAGCGUGGACCUACUGUAGGAGCACCGCUGGAGGCAAGAAUGCAAUACGCAAGGGAUCUACUCAGGCAACACUUAUUACCACAUGUAGGAACGGAGGUCGGAUGUGAAAGCAGAAAAUGCUACUUCCUUGGAUAUAUGGUACACCGGAUACUGCUAUCUAGACUAGGUAGAGUGGUAGAGGAUGACAGAGACCAUUUCGGUAAAAAAAGACUCGACCUCGCAGGCUCCCUCAUGGCGUCAAGUUUCGGAACUCUUUUCAGAAAGAUGGUCAAAGAUACCAAACGAAUACUGCAACAUCAAAUAGACUGUGGUAGAGAGUUCGAUGUUGCAGGCGCAGUCAGAAGCGCAACGCAGAUCACACAGGGGCUACAGUACCAGCUGCUAACAGGAAACUGGGGAAGAGAUAGAGAGGGGAAGGUAGUUAGAACUGGAGUCAGUCAGGUGCUCAACAGACUUACGUUUGCGUCAUAUCUUUCCCAUCUUCGUAGGCUCAACACACCUCUGGGCAGAGAGGGCAAAGUGGCGAAACCAAGACAACUUCACAACACACAUUGGGGUAUGAUAUGCCCGGCCGAAACCCCUGAAGGGCAAGCGGUGGGACUAGUGAAAAACCUAGCUCUCAUGUGUUUUAUCAGUGUUGGUACUGCGGCCGCAACUAUUAACGAAUUCCUUUGUGAAUGGGGUAUGGAUUCGCUGGAUGAAGUGCCGCCAGAAGUCAUAAAAGAUAGAAUUAAAAUUUUCAUCAACGGGACAUGGGUUGGAUGCUUCGAUGAGGCAGAAAGCCUAGUCAAAACACUGCUCGAACUUAGGAGAAGAGGUGAUAUAGCAGCAGAAACCAGCAUUGUCUGUGAUAUAGUAUCCCAGGAAGUCAAAAUUUUCACGGAUGCCGGCAGAGCGAUGCGCCCAUUGCUUGUUGUGGAGAACGGAAAUACACUCGCCAUCACAAAGUCACAUAUAGAACGGCUGGACAGCAACGAUUGCGAUUGGGAUGGACUCAUAGAAUCGGGGGUCAUCGAGUAUAUUGAUUGUGAGGAAGAGGAAAUGUGUAUGAUAUCAAUGUUUCCUGAGGAUCUAAAAACCAACAGCACCUACUGUAACACCUACACACAUUGUGAAAUUCACCCAUCUAUGAUACUGGGGGUAUGUGCGUCGAUCAUACCCUUCCCUGACCAGAACCAGUCGCCCAGAAAUACAUAUCAAAGUGCCAUGGGAAAACAAGCCAUGGGGGUGUAUGCUACAAACUUCAACUUAAGAAUGGACGCGCUAAGCCACUUGUUGUACUACCCGCAAAAACCACUAGUAUGCACAAGGGCCAUGGAGUUCCUCAGGUUCAGGGAACUUCCAGCAGGAAUCAAUGCUAUUGUAGCCAUCAUGUGCUACACUGGGUAUAACCAGGAGGAUAGUUUAAUCAUGAAUCAGUCUUCAAUUGACCGAGGACUGUUCAGGAGUGCCUUCAACAGGACGUACGUGAGUGAAGAGAAACACAUUGGUAGUUCUGUAAUAGAACGAUUCGAGCGGCCAAAUCCAGCAAAUUGUGUCGGGCUAAAGAGGGGAGAUUACACCAAACUCGACGCAGAUGGGUUGGUGGAACCUGGGAGUCGGGUGCUGGGUGACGACGUCAUCAUAGGUAGGACUUCACCAUGCAACGAUGAUGACGGUGAAAAUCUAAGACAAGAUUGCUCAUGUUGCCUAAGGACUAGUGAAAAUGGUGUAGUAGAUACUGUCUUGCUCUCGUCUAACUCGAAGGGAUCCAAGUUUGCAAAGGUGAAGGUCAGGUCUAUCAGGGUCCCUCAAAUCGGAGAUAAAUUUGCUAGUAGACACGGGCAGAAAGGAACUAUUGGAAUGACAUAUAGAGCGGAAGAUUUGCCAUUUACGUGUGAGGGUGUCGUUCCCGAUAUCAUCAUGAAUCCACACGCCGUACCCAGCCGAAUGACAAUAGGCCAUCUGGUGGAAUGUCUCGUUGGCAAAGUUGGUGCAUGCUGUGGUAUGGAGGGAGACGCCACACCUUUUUCAAAGCUGACCGUACAGCACGUAGCAGAACGCCUGUUCGAAUGCGGGUAUGGCAAACACGGAAAUGAAGCACUCCAUUGUGGAUUCACUGGGGAAAUGAUUGUCAGCAGGAUUUUCAUGGGUCCCACAUAUUACCAGCGACUUAAACACAUGGUAGAAGAUAAAAUACACGCCAGAGCUAGAGGACCGGUAACUAUGCUCACCAGACAGCCCACCGAAGGUAGGUCCAGAGACGGGGGUCUCAGGUUCGGAGAAAUGGAGCGCGAUUGUAUGAUAUCGCACGGAGCCGCUAAGAUGCUGAAAGAACGCCUUUUUGACCAAAGCGAUGCGUUCAGGAUGCAUGUUUGCGACAGGUGUGGGCUGUGCUGCAUCGCCGAUCUAAACAGGAGGAACUUUGAGUGCACCGCCUGUGACAAUAAGACGAAUAUAUCGCAGGUCACCAUUCCGUAUGCCUGUAAGCUGCUCAUUCAGGAGCUGAUGGCAAUGGCCAUAUACCCCAAGCUCCUACUAACACCGGCAUAG
This is a messenger RNA of Babesia sp. Xinjiang, 3624 nucleotides long. RefSeq names its product DNA-directed RNA polymerase II subunit 2. NCBI's taxonomy places the organism in Eukaryota, Apicomplexa, Aconoidasida, Piroplasmida, Babesiidae. The transcript has 4 exons. Gene Ontology annotation, cellular component: RNA polymerase II, core complex. The record is from RefSeq and is a predicted model, not a curated record. The coding region runs from base 1 to 3624 and encodes 1207 amino acids. Gene Ontology annotation, molecular function: DNA-directed RNA polymerase activity; ribonucleoside binding; DNA binding. Gene Ontology annotation, biological process: DNA-templated transcription.